AUGCCCGCGCAGUCGGACGGGGGGAAGGCGGCGGUGGGCUUCGCGCAGCUGUACGAUGUGGACGCUGAGGAGCCGCUGGACUCCGCAGCCAUCCACAUCUGCCAGUGCUGCCGCACCUCGGCCUGCUACUGGGGCUGCCGCUCCGCGUGCCUCGGCAAGCUGCUGGGCGGGGGCCAGCCCGCCAGCGGAGUGGGCAUCCGGGAGACCCACUGCCCCCCCAGGGAACAGCUGUGGAUCGACUGCCUCUGGAUCAUCCUGGCCCUGCUCGUGUUCUUCUGGGACGUGGGCACAGACCUGUGCCUGGCCGUGGACUACUACCGGCGUCAGGACUACCUGUGGUUUGGACUCACGCUCUUCUUUGUGCUCGUGCCCUCGGUGCUGGUCCAGAUCUUGAGCUUCCGCUGGUUCGUGCAGGACUACACCGGGGGAGGGCUGGGGGAGGUGGAGGGGCUCACUAAGAGAGGCGCCGUGUCUCUGGGCUGCUUGUACCCCGGGAAGGACCGCAUGCAGCUGGCGUCCAUCUGGCUGUGGCAGGCCACCAUCCACAUCCUGCAGCUGGGGCAGGUCUGGAGGUAUAUCCGCACGCUGUACCUGGGUAUCAUGUCUCGGAGGCAGAAGGAGCACCAGAGGAGGUGGUACUGGGCCAUGAUGUUUGAAUACGCGGACGUCAACAUGCUGCGGCUGCUCGAGACCUUCCUGGAGUCUGCCCCUCAACUGGUCCUACAGCUCUGCAUCAUGAUCCAGGAGAACAGAGCCGAGACGCUGCAAUGCAUCUCCUCUCUGGCCUCUCUGCUCUCUCUCGCCUGGGUCCUCGCCUCUUACCACAAGCUCCUCCGCGACUCCCGUGACGACCAGCGGAGCAUGAGUUACCGCGGCGCCCUGCUACACCUGUUUUGGCGUCUCUUUACCAUCUCCUCCCGCGUCCUCUCGUUGGCUCUCUUCGCCUCGUUGUUCCAUAUUUACUUUGGCAUUUUCGUGGUGGUCCAUUGGUGCGCCAUGGCCUUCUGGGUGGUGCAUGGAGGGACGGAUUUCUGCAUGUCCAAAUGGGAGGAGGUGCUGUUCAACAUGGUGGUGGGGAUUGUUUAUAUCUUCUGCUGGUUCAAUGUGAAAGAAGGCAGGACUAGACAUAGGAUGGUGGCGUACUACACUGUGGUGCUGGCGGAGAACACCUUUCUAACCGGGUUGUGGUACGCCUACAGAGACCCGGCUCAGACUGACUCCUAUGCAGUCCCAGUGCUGUGUGGGGUCUAUCUCACAUUCGCAGGGGGGGUGCUGAUCAUGUUAUUGUACUACGGUUUCCUCCACCCGGCAACCGCGCACCUGCACCCAAGUCCCGCCUCUUCCUGUUGUGCUCAGCUUCUGUGGGGCCUGCCCUUACCCCCCUCGGCUCCGCCCACCGCUCCACCCACUCCAGCUCACAUGACCAAAUCACAGACAGAGGAAGACGUGGCUGAGUCUUGUCUUCCUGUGUUUCAGGUGAGGUCUUCUCCCCCCACUUCCAAACCAGAGGGCCCUCUCAUCAAGAUCGACAUGCCCCGGAAGAGGUACCCUGCCUGGGAUGCUCACUACGUGGACCGGCGUCUGCGAAGGACUAUAAACAUACUGCAGUACAUUACCCCAGCCGCAGUGGGCAUUCGCUAUCGAGACGGGCCUCUCCUGUACGAACUAUUGCAGUACGAGUCCUCACUUUGA
Messenger RNA from Periophthalmus magnuspinnatus, 1692 nucleotides. Its product is annotated as XK-related protein 6-like. Bases 1 to 1692 code for a protein of 563 amino acids. The transcript has 5 exons. The record is from RefSeq and is a predicted model, not a curated record. Gene Ontology annotation, biological process: phosphatidylserine exposure on apoptotic cell surface; apoptotic process involved in development; engulfment of apoptotic cell. Lineage: Eukaryota; Metazoa; Chordata; Actinopteri; Gobiiformes; Gobiidae. Gene Ontology annotation, cellular component: plasma membrane.